UUCUUAGUCUUUCAAAAUCAAUAUGGGGUGUUUAAGUUGGAAGCUUCAAGUUUUGUGUCUACUCUCCUUCCUCUUUCAUUCUACUUCAUCGUCUCUUUCUUCUUCCUUGUCUUCAAUCUCACCAUGCUCUGCUUUACUCCAUUUUAAUCACUCUCUUUCUCUUCAUAGAGAUGCUUCUCCUCCUCUUGAUACACCUGAUUAUCCUACUGAAUAUAGAUCUAAUAUUCAUAUGUGUGAUAAUUCUUAUCCAAAGACAGCCUCUUGGAAGGAGGAUAAGGACUGCUGUACUUGGGAUGGCGUCAUAUGUCACAAAACCACACGCCAUGUUAUUGGCCUUGACCUCAGUUGCAGUUGGCUCAAUGGCUCCAUUAAUUCCAACAGCACCCUCUUCUUUCUUCCCCAUCUCAAGAGGUUGAAUCUCGCUGGGAAUUUCUUCAAUUACUCCAUAAUUUCGUCUGAGUUUGGCAAGUUUAAGAGUUUGACUCAUCUUAACCUUUCUCAUUCCAUGUUUUCUGCCAAAAUCCCACAUGAAAUCUCUCAUUUGUCUUCGCUGGUUUCACUUGAUCUUUCUUACAACGAUUGGCUAUUAAUUGCAACGCCAGUAUGGAAAAGAGUCAUUCAUAACCUUACUCAGUUAAGGGAACUUUUUUUGGAUCAGUCAAAUAUGUCCUCAAUUAGACCUAAUUCUUUGAUGAAUUUAUCCUCCUCUUUGACCACUCUUAGUCUCCGUGACUGUAAUUUGCAGGGAAAACUCCAAAAUGAUAUCCUCUCCUUUCCAAGUAUACAAACCCUUGAUCUAGGUUAUAAUAUUAAUCUUGAAGGUUCUCUUUCAAAAUGUAAUUGGAGCAGUAAUUCCCUGAAGUUCUUAAGUCUCUCUGACACAAACUUUUCAGGAAAAUUACCUGAUUCUAUCGGCAAUUUGAAGUCCUUGAAGAGUUUGGCUCUCGGUAAUUGCAAUUUUACAGGGUCAAUUCCAACAUCACUUGGUAACCUCACACAAAUUACUUACUUGUAUCUACAUAGAAACAAUUUUAUUGGGUCAAUUCCAACAUCACUUGGGAACCUUACAAAACUUACUUCUUUGACUUUGUCAUAUAAUAGUUUCAGCGGUCUGUUGCCGUUGUCACUAUUCAACUUGCCGAAUCUCUCAAGUUUAUACCUUCGCUAUAAUCAACUAGUUGGUCCCCUUCCUAAUCACGUAAGUGGGCUUUUGAAUCUAAAUGAACUCUUUUUAGGUUCAAAUUUCCUAAAUGGAACACUGCCAUUUUGGUUGUUCAGUUUGCCCUCUUUAGUGAACUUAGACAUCUCUAGAAAUCAAUUCAUUGGUGAGAUUGGUGAAUUCAAGUCUAAUUCAUUGGAGCGUCUACAUUUGGGUAAUAAUAAGCUACAGGGCUCUAUACCUAGGUCAAUAUCUAGAUUUGUUAACCUUACUUCUCUAACUCUCUCAUCAAAUAACUUGAGUAUUGUGUUGGAGUUAGAAAUGUUUUCAAAGCUCAAAAAUCUCCAAUAUCUUGAUUUUUCAUAUAACUUAGUUAGCAUCAACAAUAAUGUCACCUAUACCCUACCCAAUCUUUACCAUUUGAACUUGUCUUCUUGCAACAUUAGUGAAUUCCCAAUUUUCUUAAGAACGACAACAAACUUACAACUCUUAGACCUUUCCAAGAAUAGAAUUUAUGGUCAAUUUCCAAGAUGGUUGGUAGAUGUGGGGAGGGAUUCAUUAUAUUUUCUUGAUCUUCAUGACAAUUUGCUUCAAGGACCAUUUCCCACUCUAAGUUUUCUUAAUAUGCAAUAUUUGUUUGUCUCAAAUAACAAAUUCACUGGAGAAAUCCCUUCUUUAAUUUGCAACACAAGUGCCCUUGAUGUUCUAGACUUGUCUUAUAACAACUUAAGUGGCAUGAUUCCUAAGUGUUUGGUACAUUCUAAUGUCCUCUCAGUGUUGGAUUUGCGAAUGAAUAGCCUUUAUGGUACCAUCCCUGCUACAUUUUCCAAGAGAAAUAAUUUUAGGAAUAUUAACCUUAAUGGCAAUCAAUUGGAAGGACCAUUGCCACGAUCUUUGGAAAAUUGUAGGUACUUGGAAGUACUAGAUCUUGGUAGUAAUAAGAUAAAUGGAACCUUCCCUUAUUGGUUGGAAGGUCUUUUAUAUUUGCAGGUUCUUGUCUUAAGAUCAAACAAAUUUCAAGGUUGUAUAGGCAAUCCGAAGAUCAAAUCUCCUUUCCCAAAUUUGCGAAUCCUAGACAUCUCUAACAAUGAGUUUAAUGGUCCAUUGCCAAGAAAAUAUUUCAAAUAUUUGAAAGCCAUGACAAAUGUGGAUGAAGGAAAAGUUGCGUUGAAAUAUAUGGGAGACAGGUAUUAUUACGAUUCUUUGAAUGUGAUGAUCAAAGGGUUUUAUAUUAAGUUGGUGAGAAUCCAAACUGUCUUCACGACCAUUGAUUUUUCAAAUAAUAGUUUCAGUGGAGAGAUGCCAAAGAUUAUUGGGAGGCUAAAAUCACUCAAGGGGCUCAACUUUUCUCACAAUAACCUUACAGGUUAUAUUCCAUCAACAUUAGGAAAUUUGCACAAUCUUGAAUGGUUAGACCUCUCUUUCAACAAGUUUACCGGGGAGAUUCCUAGGCAAUUGGCAGAUCUACCAUGGCUUGAAGUUUUAAAGCUGUCGCAUAACCAUCUUACAGGACUCAUACCUUCAGGAAAGCAAUUCAAUACAUUUGAUAAUGAUUCGUACAUUGAAAACCUUGGAUUAUGUGGAUUUCCGUUGUCAAGAAUGUGCAACAACCAUGAGGCAAAAAACCCACCACUAUUGACCUCACAACAAGAAGACAAAUUAGAGCCUGAAAAUGGGUUUGGUUGGCAAGCUGUAUCGAUGGGUUAUGGAUGUGGAGUGCUAUUUGGAAUGUUGAUGGGAUAUCUUAUGUUUAAAAUCGGAAAACCAAAGUGGAUUGUGAGGAUGGUCAAGUUAGAGCAACAUAUCAUGCUCAGAAGGCUGAAGAAGAAUGCCCAAAGACAUGGUGGAAAAAAAUAACAAGUCAAAAAAAUUUGUGGGUGGUUUUGCUAGAGUUUUUCAAGAAGUUUUAUGGUCCCUAUAGACACAGGACACCAUUCUUUUCCAAGUUGGUUAGCAUUGUUGCUGUUGAAGUAUUUGGUUCAAGGUUAUUGCCUCUGAUGUUUUGAAACAUAUCAAUAACCUAUGUGCUCCACCUCUAUGGCUAAUACUAAGAUUGUAUGGGAGUCGUACACGCAUACGCUAGGCUCCCUACCUGCGUAUUGCACUGCUGGGCAGCAUAUUUGGAGGGCCGAGGUGCCGUUGAUAUUCUUUUGGAUAGUGGAGUGGCAUCAUCCUGAGCAAGUCCUCCGUCAGUUUGGGAUGAAGCAACCAGUUCCAAGUGUCGUGGAUACGUCGACUACCCUUCACAAGAUAUCCCUUCAGGGUAAAUGGGAGAAGAACUGGGAGGUAGAACAUGAUCCCUUUAUUCGGCAAUGGGCCAACCGAGUGAAUGUAGUUCGCGGGUCCGAUCUCCUAGACGAUGAUGAUACGUAUCUCGUUGAGUACAUGAUGUGGUACAAUCGCCACACAAGGCGGUACAUAACACCAGAGUCUGCGUAUUGGGAACUCAUGGUUCGGACGAUGAUUAGGUCUAUA
Quercus lobata is the source of this 3634-nucleotide messenger RNA. RefSeq names its product receptor-like protein 35. Bases 23 to 3016 code for a protein of 997 amino acids. Gene Ontology annotation, molecular function: protein binding. The record is from RefSeq and is a predicted model, not a curated record. The transcript is spliced from 6 exons. Lineage: Eukaryota; Viridiplantae; Streptophyta; Magnoliopsida; Fagales; Fagaceae.